Messenger RNA from Symbiodinium natans, 534 nucleotides. The record is from the annotation of a GenBank genome assembly. NCBI's taxonomy places the organism in Eukaryota, Dinophyceae, Suessiales, Symbiodiniaceae.
AUGCAGCUGCAGUUGGCAUACAUCGUUCUUGUCCCGCUCGCGGCUGGAGUCCUCGUCAAAGACCACGUGCCGGGGGACCACAUCGCAGCCUUUCACAGUUUCAUUGACCAGCAUGGACGUCACUACAAGAAAGGCACCCAUGAGUACUUCAAGCGCUUGACCCUCUUCUCCGAGCGUCUCCAGAAAGCCGAGGCCAUCAACUCCCGCCCAGGCCAUCUUUGGAUCGCGGGUGUGAGCCCUCUCUCGGACCUGACGCCGGAGGAGUUGAGCCAGAAGAAGGGUUGGGCAGGCUUCGCCAGCCGCACCGGCGGACAAGUGUCCAAAUCGCUCAGGAGCCAGAUGUCUCUUCUCCAGUCCGAGUCCGAUCUCCCGGACGAGUGCAACAAGUGGGCGAACCUGACCAUGCUGCAGGCCAAGGAUCAGGGCGGCUGCGGCUCCUGCUGGGCGGUGACCUCGGCCACAGUUCUUGAGGCGCACCGAGAGAUCUACCUCGGAAAGCAGGAGCAGCUGUCGGCGCAGCAGCUGGUGGACUGA